Messenger RNA from Cyphellophora attinorum, 1719 nucleotides. RefSeq names its product Asparagine synthetase [glutamine-hydrolyzing] 2. The transcript has 2 exons. Bases 1 to 1719 code for a protein of 572 amino acids. Gene Ontology annotation, cellular component: cytosol. NCBI's taxonomy places the organism in Eukaryota, Fungi, Ascomycota, Eurotiomycetes, Chaetothyriales, Cyphellophoraceae. Gene Ontology annotation, molecular function: asparagine synthase (glutamine-hydrolyzing) activity. The record is from RefSeq and is a predicted model, not a curated record.
AUGUGCGGCAUCUUUGCAGCGCACAACCAUCCCUCUGUGGCUGGCUUCAAGACCACAGCCUUACAGUGUGUCAAGUGUCUUCGGCAUCGUGGACCUGACUGGUCGGGCAACUGGACAGGCAACAACACGAUACUAUGUCACGAGCGUCUGAGCAUUGUCGGCGUUGACUCUGGCGCACAACCAAUCGUUAGCACAGAUGGCGCUCUGGCUUUGGCAGUCAAUGGCGAGAUCUACAACCACAGAAUCAUCCGCAAGAGUCUGAAGAAGCCAUACGACUUCAAGACACGGUCAGAUUGCGAAUAUGACAUUGAUGCACCCAAACACCUCGAUGGCAUGUUCUCUUUUGUGCUACACGACAAGGAGCGGGAUCGAACAAUAGCUGCUCGGGAUCCGAUCGGCAUCACCUCCUUCUACCUCGGUAGAUCGAGUCAAACUCCAGGAGCGGUGUUCUUUGCGUCGGAGCUCAAGGCUUUGGCACCAGUAUGCGACAAUAUCAUUUCCUUCCCACCAGGCUACGUCUACGAUUCGAAGACCGACAAACUCACGAGAUAUUUCGAGCCAACAUGGUGGGAAGGCGAUCGGGUUCCGGACACUCCGCUCGACUACAAGCUCAUCAGAAAGACGUUGGAGAAGUCAGUUCUCAAGCGUCUCAUGGCCGAAGUUCCAUAUGGCGUCCUGCUCUCUGGAGGCCUCGACUCGAGCUUGACCGCAUCAAUUGCGCAGCGAGAGUCGUUGCGUCAGAAAAGACUAGCAAGCGCUCAGACAAACGGCCAUGCCAACGGUCAUACCGAGCAUCAUCGAAGCGAUUUGGUGGGCAUCGACAAUGAGAAUGAGCUGACCACGGUCACACUCUUGCCUCAGCUCAACUCCUUCUCCAUCGGUCUCCCAGAUGCGCCAGAUACAAAAGCAGCACAAGAGGUGGCAGAGUUCCUCGGUACAAAGCACCACAGCUUUACAUUCACGUUAGAAGAAGGUCUCGAUGCACUGUCAGACGUGAUCUACCACCUGGAAUCCUACGACGUGACCACAAUCCGAGCAUCGACGCCGAUGUACCUCCUCAGCCGAAAGAUCAAGGCGAUGGGUGUCAAGAUGGUGCUUUCAGGUGAAGGGUCAGACGAGAUCUUUGGCGGAUACUUGUACUUCCACAAUGCGCCCGACAAGGCUGCUUUCCACAAAGAGACGGUCCGGCGAGUCAAGAACUUGCACUUGGCAGAUUGCCUGCGCGCCAACAAAUCGACUUCGGCUUGGGGCGUUGAGGCUCGCGUGCCAUUCUUGGACAAGGAAUUCUUGGAGGUCUCCAUGAACAUCGAUCCCAAAGAGAAGAUGAUCACAAAGGAGCGCAUGGAGAAGUAUAUCCUCCGCAAAGCGUUCGACACCACAGACGAGCCAGAUGUUGAGCCGUACCUGCCGGAUCAUAUCCUAUGGCGCCAGAAGGAGCAAUUCUCAGAUGGUGUUGGAUAUGGAUGGAUCGACUGCCUCAAGGAUCAGGCUGAGCGCGAGGUCAGCGACGAAAUGAUGCGCAACCCGAAACCAGAAUGGGGCGACGAUGUGCCUGAUAGCAAGGAAGGCUACUGGUUCCGACUGAUGUUCGAUCAGCAUUUCCCACAAUAUUGCGCCAGCACGGUCUCCCGAUGGACGCCUACUUGGUCCAACCAAACCGAUCCGAGCGGACGAGCAAUUGGAACCCACGUGGCUCGCUACGAUAACCCCGGAUCUUGA